Messenger RNA from Acanthoscelides obtectus, 4061 nucleotides. The record is from the annotation of a GenBank genome assembly. Lineage: Eukaryota; Metazoa; Arthropoda; Insecta; Coleoptera; Chrysomelidae.
AUGGAUGAAAGAAGCGGAAGAUCGAUACAAAAGUGGUCAAAACCACCUGACGGACUUUAUAGGAAUAGAACCAUCAAAGAAAAGAAAAAGAAGAACGUCCUUCACUCCACAAGCACUGGAGUUGUUGAAUGCACAUUUCGAAAGGAAUACUCAUCCAUCAGGAACGGAAAUUACGGGUCUAGCACAUCAACUAGGGUACGAAAGAGAAGUCAUCCGAAUUUGGUUUUGCAACAAAAGGCAAGCUCUGAAAAAUACAGUGAGGAUGAUGUCGAAAGGAAUGGUGUAACCUUCUGAUUGGACUAAAACUUUGUAAAUAGGAUUUGAAGCUUGCGGAUGACCCGCAACUAGUUUUGUAAUAAGCGCUAUAAUUUAUUAUUUAUUUGAACAUAACAGCAACUAACUUUUGUUUUUUAAAUUGUAUAAAGCAUUCUAAAUAAAAGCCUCAGUCAUCAAAUAAACUCCGAACGGGUAUGAGUCAACUUGUUUAUUUUUCAGCUAAAACGUGAGACUUCUUCUGUAAAGACUUAACUGUACUGAAUCAAAAAACAAUGGCAGUGUUUAUACUGUAGAUAGCCAGAUGCUGAUAUAGCGUAUAGCUCCGCAUGUCCCGCGGUGCAAACGGACACAGAAAAGCAUCUUUGCACAGUGUUAUGUGGCUAUCUAAGCGCUUAGCUAUCGACAGUGUAAACUUGGCCAGUAUAUGAAAUGAUAAACAUAAUAGUCAAGUUGCAUUUACGCUAUUCUGCAUGACUGGGGCUCUACCGUUUUGGGAGGGUGGUAUGAACGUAUUUCAUUACAGGAAGGAAAGUGAUCAUACACAUCGCACGCCCAUGCUAAUGCGUGACGAAGAAAAUAGAACACCAAAAAUUAUUUCAUUUGAAUGAAAUUUUGUGUACAGCCAAACAUAAACAAGAGGGAGUAUGCUUCUGAGGAGGUGGCUUAUGUCGUCUCGAGGUAUCGCAUCCCAAGUUGACUGUAUUUGAUGCCGAAGGGCUGCUAACGUUGGUGGAAGGUAUGAUAAGCACAUGUUUGUCCCAUCUUCCCGUAUAAUAUAUCGCACUGGAGGAUGUAGAAGGCCAAGGAAGGAGCUUGAUUUUUCCGUUAUUAGUCUAAUGUAGCUGUAACGAAUAGCCGUUUGGAGAAAUGGUGAGAGAUCGGGUUCUAGUAUCUCCUGGACAAAUAGUUGCGCACUCGUUCCUUCUGUAAUCAAGUGGCAUCUCAAACAUGACUCCUACAGUAUGGUUCACGUUACGUUCAACUGAAAGCAUUACUUCAUGUGUUUUUCGGAAGCAGUCGUGCCUGUCCAUCAUGCAUCCCUUAAACAGAACUGAGACCGAGACAAUUGGUAAGAGCCAGUUACGCUUAAGAAUAAAGUGACUACUGGUUUCCAUUAGAGAAGGUACGAUGGCGCAAUGGUAUGUCGAGGGAAACGAGUAAAAACCCUAUUUUCUAUAUGGUAGAGCUAUAAUAGACGACAAAAUAGACAAUAGCGCUGAAGUCAGCCUCCUUUCUUAGCCUCCAAGAAAUCUCUUUCGACAUUGAACAUGUGUGAAAUAUGAUGGAAGCAGUGAUGGGCGUUUACGCCUAUAAUUUAAUUGUCUACGUUUCAUUGUAGUCAAUGUAAACAAUACGUAUACAGUAUAAUAUACAAUGGUGAAGGCAUUGUGUAUGCAAUAUUUCACAAGUAUCCAUCAUGCUUUGACGUCUACUGAGCUGAAAAGCAUCAACUUGUGACAUUGGCUAUAAUGAAUCGGGUGUAAAUCUAGCAAAACAUUGAUUGUAGCGUCUUGUUUUUUAUAUGCAGAUGAACUUUUAUAAAUAGAACAGCUUUUAGCAAAUACAAAAUGAAUCUGUAGCCGAUAAAAAAAGCAGAACAAAAUAUGGCUCUGUCUACCUGGGAUUGACGGAUCCGUCAGUAUUAUGUGUCCUUUAUCGAUAUGGGGAAUUUUGAAAUAUUUCUAGAUAACCAGCUGUCAUUCUACCAUGAUGGAUACCCGUGAAAUAGGGUAUAGAAUAGCAUAAGUGAGGUUAGGUUUACUUGCAGACGUCAAAAGAUUGGUUAGCCGCGGCAACAAUAAAAACAAUACGGUUGGGCGCAAUGAAAAUGAUGAAACAGGGUUGAUUUUGUUCAAAGAUGGCAAACAUGUCCUUAAAUCGCCCAAGUAAGUUACAUUUAGUCAUAUCGUAAUAUACGAUAUUGAAGCGCUAUUUUACCAUUUUAACUUAUAAUAAAACCUUUUGUAUUUUGGGAUGCGGUGGAAAUAGAUCACCACCGUAAAUUAGUCGGACUUGCUCUGAAGUCAUUCCAGGUUCAUCAUCACAGGUCGAAAUAAUGCUUGACCUCAUGAUUGACCAAUAGCGGUCUUGCCAAUCUUAAUACUGACGAUGCCGACGACGCUUAAUGAAAUCACUCAAAUGGGCGAAUUUUGUUUCCAGAAUGUACCUAUUUUUUAGAAAUGUUUAUUUAUUUGAAACUAUAACUUUGUAUACAUAGGUGAUGAAUUACUAUGUGUAUACCUUUCCUGAUUAUUUAAAAAUCAUGUUACAUCUAUGCAAGCGAUCUAAUUGAACUAUUUUUUGUUAUUAUAUACAUUGUCUACAUUGUUUGCGUUGUCUACAUGAAUAUCAAGACAUACACGUAAACAAUCGUGAACAUUACAUGACUUAUAAAAUGCGCCCAUCACUGAAUGGGAGGACAAGUGGCCCCUUUUUUAAUCUUCCACAAAUGGUAAUGGCUUUUGGCAUACAAAGCACAACUAGGUUGGCGUGAGACACCAUCAGAAAAUAUCACGUCAGAAGCACGGAAAAAUUCUCACGACUUUGGGUGACCCAGUACAUUGUUAGAGAAAUCUAGCCAUACAGCAAGUGUUUUCACUUCGAAAUUUAAUCCUUCCUAUUGUUCAUACCUAAGUGUUUGCAACUUAAUCAGAUGAAAUAAUUUUAGUGGGUGUUCUGCUUUCUUACUCCUUCCUAUCUUAUUGUGAAGAUUCCCAAUAAUUGGAAGGAUGUAUGUGGAAAUAAUCGUGCAGCCUGUUUGAUGUAAAUGAAUUUGAGUACGGCACUGACUUUUAUCAGAUUCAUCAUUGCCAUCAGCCAGGGUCGUCUUAAGCUAUGUGUGGACCCCUGCUCGCAGGAUUCUCGGAGCUUGUGCCUGGAGGGGUCCCAGGCCAGUGCAAAGUCUGGGGCAAUAUUUUGCCGUUGGGAGAGGGGGGCGGUGUCGGUAGCCAAGUGGCUGGCGCGCCGAGCUAGCAAUCGGUCGUCGGUCGAUCUGACGCUUGCGGAUUGUAUUCCCUGCCUCGGAAGCUAAUUCCGAGCCAUGGAUGAUGUGUUGUGUGUUAUAUUAUCUGAUUAGCGUCAGGGGAGAUUUUUCAAUUUCGUUUAAUUUUUUCCCAUAUGCCAACAGUAGAGUCCCAGUUCAUAGAUGCAUCUGACUGAUCAGCUGUUUACCCGAAAAGAUGUCAAAAGGUGCCGAAGUACCGUGGAAAACAAAAGCUGCGAGAUUGAGACAUGCAUUCGUCUUAUCCUUGUCAGAAAAAAUUGCAACAAGCACGUAUUGCCAAGAAGUUUAGUUGUCAUAUCAAAACGUGGGCCACUUUAGUUAGGCGAUCUGUUCUGCUUUUCACUUCAGUCUUCUAUCUAAGUGAAAAUGACUACUUUCCUUGUCUGCCAAAAUAUUUUACAUAUCUAAAAAAUGAUGUAUACGAUAUCCGGAUAUUUAUUACCGACAAAUGUAUCAUAAGCAUCCAGUUAUCUACUGUAUCAGUUGAACCACAAAAAUAAAUGCUGGUUUUGCAUAAGCAUAAGAGCUAAAUCUUAUCAUCUUCAAGAUCAAUCUUGUUAUGCUUAUGACAACGGCUUAUGACUAUGAUUAAGACAAGUUGUGUAAACCCACUCAUAUCCAUUUCAAUACUCUUGUCUAUAUGCCAUAAGACAAAAUCAAAUCGUUCGAAAUCGGUUAUUGAUAUUUUUAAACAACUGAAUUUAAAAAUUGCGAUCCAGCUCUUGCCAAUUUAUUACAAUAAAGUUCUGUUACAGCAUUCAUCCAGGUAUUCCACAAAAAA